Molecule: messenger RNA, 1805 nt
Organism: Chara braunii
Lineage: Eukaryota; Viridiplantae; Streptophyta; Charophyceae; Charales; Characeae
Source: the annotation of a GenBank genome assembly
AGCUGUUUGUGCGAGCAAGGAGGCUAGAUGAUUACCCCCGAAGCCCUCGCUAUGAGGCCGAUCGGGGUAGAGGCGACUCCCGCGGCCGAUGGGAGAGGGACAACAGAUACGAGAGAUCGGACCGGGACGGAUACAGGGACGACAGAUAUGAGAGGUUGGGUCGAGAUGGCUACAGAGGAAGUAGAUAUGAGAGAGGAGAUCGGGACUGGGAACGACAAGAAGGGUCACGUGGACGGGUUGAGCGCGGGGGAGAAGCGAGAGAGCAGCGCGAUGAGACGCGAGGAUGUUACAACCGAGGGGACCGACGCGAUGAGUCACGAGGACACUAUGACUCGAGGGACCGCCGGAAUGACUCGCGAGGGCAGUAUGAGCAAGGAGGGUCUGGAGGAGACSGGCGCAACGAUUCGCGCAGUCGGAAUGAGAGAAGGGGAUACGUACGUCAAGUGGGCAAAUGAUCUCGGAGAUGUAUCGAUGUUCCCUUCGAUGAAGGAGRAUGUCGAAGCAAGGAGAAUAAAGACGAGUAGAGGAAUGAAGUCGGUCAGGAGCCAGAGUAUCAAGAUAACCUUUGAGGGGGACAUGGCGACCACACCCAUAAGGGUGGCAGCCACCAAGUCGGCGAGAGGGUCUACAUCGAGGAAAACUGAUACGGAUUACGUGAUGGCAGAGAAGGACGGGCAGCGGAUUGAUGGAGAGGAGGUUAUCCUUUCGCUGCGAAAGCGGGGAGUCAAGAAGUUCUUAAUGAAGAGUUCGCUGGACGAAAUUGACACGGUCGAGCCACUGAGGCGGGCCCUUCGGCAACCCAUGCAGUGCUCUAUUCUGGAGUACCUGACGGCAUCGAAGCCGGCUCGUGAUGAGCUACAGAUGAUCACGCGGAAGACUCGCAUACCUCUAUCGGAGGAGGGUCAGAGGGCCCUUAAGGCGGAAGCUUCUACGGUAGCAGCAACGAAGGUGACUGCUAGAGCGGAUCGCAUGGCGACAGUCCUUCUCGAUGGAAUGGAAGGUGUGCCUCCAGACAAAUUUUAUAUACUUGGUAGCGGAGCCGUGGAGACGAUUAUAAACGAUGGAGCGGUACUCGAUGCUGUGAUUGAUAACGGCAGUGAGGCUGUCAUCAUAGACGAGGACCUGGCGGUACAAGUUGGACUGGGCCUCGAUAGGUCAUGCCUAUUCGAGAUAGAGACGGCUGAUGGGAGAAAGCAACAGAUCACUGGGGUUUUUCACAAGGCAGCCAUAGAGGUCCAAGGGGUGCGGGUGACCCUGCCUGUCUUUGCAGUCAAGAACUGCAGCUCCGACCUGCUCUUGGGUCGAACGUGGCUCAGUCACGUGCAUGCGGUGACGAUAGAGCGACCUGAUGGGAGCCAAACAUUGUCCAUUAAGAAGCCAGACGGGACGCGGGUAAUGAUUGAGACAGUGGAGCCUCGGGACCCGAGGAACAGAGCAGCUCUCGCUGUGGGUGCAAGUCCCGAUGGUCAGAUUAAGUCGUUGCCUAUCUCCGACCGCGCGGUGCGAUUCCGCGAGAAGAAAUAUGUACCACUGCUCACAGAGGAAGAAGGUCGGAUGGUGGAGGUCGAAGACUUAGGGAGUCGGCUAAUAAUGGACGGCAACUCGUACCCAAAGGAAAAAGAGGAGAAAUUUGGCGGUGUGGUAUCUGUGUCUUUUUUAAGGGCACGGCCCCCUAUGGGUGGCUCCCCAAGCGACACAAGCGAGUAGCUCAAAAAGUUAGGCCGGCGGCGGUGGGCGCGAGCGAUCGGCACUGGAAGGGGUAUCAGAAGAAGAGAUCGCGAAAGAAAUCAAAGAAAGAAAGAAAA